Messenger RNA from Oncorhynchus keta (chum salmon), 6602 nucleotides. Its product is annotated as regulating synaptic membrane exocytosis protein 3-like. Gene Ontology annotation, molecular function: small GTPase binding; transmembrane transporter binding. Lineage: Eukaryota; Metazoa; Chordata; Actinopteri; Salmoniformes; Salmonidae. Gene Ontology annotation, cellular component: cytoskeleton of presynaptic active zone; presynaptic membrane. Gene Ontology annotation, biological process: regulation of membrane potential; intracellular protein transport; calcium ion-regulated exocytosis of neurotransmitter. The coding region runs from base 526 to 5490 and encodes 1654 amino acids. The transcript is spliced from 32 exons. The record is from RefSeq and is a predicted model, not a curated record.
CAUCUCCCUGUCAGUGGCAGCAACAUUAGCAGUGCCGAGGCGGUGGCAGCACUGAGAGAGAGAGAGAGCGAGGGGGAGAGAGAGAGGAAGGCAACACACAGACUCCGCCUAACUUUACCACGGUCCAACAUCACCGAGCCCGUGUCCGGUGGCGCGAGGGCAUCACAGCUCAAAGCCAAUCCAUCCAGAGGGUCCCUCGGCUUUGCUUGUCUCUUGGCGUGGAGAUGGGCUUCCCGUAAAACCGGCGGUGGUGGAGGGGAGAGGCGGGCCGGCGGGGGUGGGGGGAAGAAGCGAGAGACUUGAGAGUGAGGAGGUGGAGAAAAAAAGCCGAGGAGGACGAGAAACAAAAGCACAAACGUGGGUGCCUGCAACAACCAUGAGCAGCGGCGGCUUGCCCUAUUCACCAGAGCUGCUGCUCUACCCGUGGACGAUGUCGUGAGGUGUGGCUCGCAACGCUAAGCAGCAGGGAUUCAGUCAGUCGAAACGACAGUAGCAAGCCAAGGAAGGGUGCUGCUGGUGGAAAAGAUGUCGUCCGCCUCCGUGGGGCCCCAGGGCGGCCCUCGCCCACCCACUGCGCCGCCGACCGUCCCCGAACUGCCGGACCUCAGCCAUCUCACCGAGGAGGAGAGGAAAAUAAUCAUGGCCGUGAUGGAUCGGCAGAAGGAGGAAGAGGAGAAAGAGGAAGCCGUGUUAAAGACGCUGCACCAGCAGUUUGAGAGUUACAAGGAGCAGGUGCGUCGCAUCGGCGUGGAGACGCGGCGCCAGCAGCAGGGCCAGCACAAGGACGACGCCCCCACCUGCGGCAUCUGCCGCAAGACCAAGUUCGCCGACGGCUGCGGACACCACUGCUCCUACUGCCAGACCAGAUUCUGUGCCCGCUGCGGCGGACGCGUCUCCCUGCGCUCCAACAACGUAAUGUGGGUAUGCAACCUGUGCCGUAAGCAACAGGAGAUCCUCACCAAAUCGGGAGAAUGGUUUUCAGGGCCGGGGGCGAGGCAGAUGAGCCUGGAUGGCGGCCUGAACGCCCCGCCCACGGGGGGUGACAACCAACGGGGGGACAGGAAGCUACUCCGCUCCAGGUCCCAGGCCCCGCCCCCUUCCAGCGGUAACGCAGGGGCGGCGCCUGACGGAACGCAUCAGCCGCCAACGGUCCAGGCCAAGGGAGCGUUGGACACCAUGCCGGCGUCACGCGCUCGGAGCGAACCAUCACGAGACAAGAAAAGACCUCUGUCCCUCCAUGAGCAGAACGGUAAGCCCGGUGGUCUGGGUCGUGGUAGAGGAGGCCGGGGACCCCAAGGGAAGCUUCAGACCGUGGCCUCCCAGGAGGAGUUCUGUGGUCCCGGGGAGAUAGACUGGCGGGACGGCCGGCACCUGGAGAAGGUCCGCUCCCAUGACUACCCCGACGGCGGCGACCAAGGAAAUCGCCCCGACCUCCGGAGACGCCCCCCGGAGGAGGAUGAGCUGGAGCGCAAGCGGCGCCAGGAGGAGGAGUUCCAGACGCGUUACCGCAGCGACCCCAACCUGGCGCGCUACCCGGUCAAGCCGCAGAAGGAGGAGCAGGAGAUGCGCAUGCACGCCAAGGUGUCGAAGGUGCGCCACGAGCGGCGCCACAGCAACAACGCCAUCAAUGAGGUGGGGCUGGAGGGCGGGGGAGGAGGGGGAGGGAACAUGGGAGAUGUGCCUGAGAAUCGUCUCCGGAGGGGCGGCGGUGGAGGUGGUGGAGAACCGGAUCGCAAGGCAUCCUUGGAGAACCACCGCGCCUACUCCAUGGACAGGACCGUGGGGGGUGGUGGGGGUGGCGGAAUGGGGCAGGGACCCCAGGGAGGUCCCCCCCUCCUCAAACAGAACCAGAACCACGGACCCCUUCAACCAUCUGGUGGUGGCUCACGAACGGGCCCCAAUCCUGGUGCUCCUCACCCCCACCAAGGACCCCCCCCUCCAGCAGGCUGGGACCCCCCUAAGGGACCCCACCCCAGCCAGCUGGACCCCAAUUCCCAGGCAGCCAUGAUGCACAAGGCUAGGAGGGAGAAGCCCGGGGACAACCUGCUGCGGAAGGACUCCCAGAGCUCGGACCAGUCGGAGUCGCUGCGGCCGCCCCCACCCAGGCCCUACAAGAGUAAACGGGGCGUCAACAAGAGGCAGAUGUCUAUCAGCAGCUCAGAGGAGGAGGGCGCCUCCACACCCGAGUACACCAGCUGUGAGGACGUGGACAUGGAGAGCGUCAGUGAGAAAGGGGAUUGGGACUGCCAUCCUCUGGAUCCUGCUAUGUGGCAUCAUCCAGUGACAUGGCAGCCGUCCAAGGAGGGCGACCACUUAAUCGGACGCAUCACUCUGAGCAAAAGGUCGGCCGUGCCCCGCGAGGCAGGCUCCUUACUAGGGUUAAAGGUUGUGGGUGGGAAGAUGACAGAGACAGGGAGACUGGGGGCCUUCAUCACCAAAGUCAAGAAAGGAAGUCUGGCGGACAUUGUUGGCCACCUACGAGCUGGUGAUGAGGUACUGCAGUGGAACGGGAAGUCGUUGCCGGGAGCAACCAAGAAGGAAGUGUACAACAUCAUUCUGGAAUCCAAGGCGGAGCCUCAAGUGGAAAUAGUUGUCUCAAGGCCUAUUGGAUCUAUCCACCGCAUCAUUUCCAAUAACUUCUUGAGAAAGGUGUAUAGAGUGUAUCAAGACAUACCAAGAAUUCCAGAAACAUCACAUCCUCCUUUAGAAUCGACAGGCUCCAGUUCCUUUGAGUCUCAGAAGAUGGAGCGUCCCUCCAUAUCGGUCAUGUCCCCCACUAGCCCUGCUACCCUCAGAGCCCUCCCCGUCAUCCUGCCUGGACAGCUCUCUGUAAAGCUGUGGUAUGACAAAGUGGGCCAUCAACUGAACGUCAACGUCCUUCAAGCCAUAGACCUGCCCCCCCGACCGGACGGGCGACCCAGGAACCCCUACGUCAAGAUGUACUUCCUGCCUGACCGAAGUGAUAAGAGCAAGCGCAGGACCAAGACGGUAAAGAAGAGCGCUGGGCCCAAGUGGAACCAGACGUUCCUGUACUCCCACGUCCACCGCAGGGACUUCAGAGAACGCAUGCUGGAGAUCACUGUCUGGGACCAACCUAGAAUACAGGAGGAGGAGAGUGACUUCCUGGGAGAGAUCCUGAUAGAGCUGGAGACUGCCCUGCUGGACGACGUUCCUCACUGGUAUAAACUCCAGACCCACGACGUGUCCUCUCUACCUCUGCCCCAGCCAUCCCCUUACCUCCCGCGCAGACACGCCUCUCACGACAGCCCCAGCAAGAAACUACAGAGGUCCCAUCGCAUCAUUGACACAGAGUUUGAUGAUACAGGUAUAGCGGUAGUAUCUGAAGGUGCAGAGCGUAACUCGAGGGAGAGGGAGAGGAACAGCACCCUGACUGUCCCAGAGCAGCAGAGACUGGCCCAGCACCGCUCCAGAUCUGUGUCCCCUCACCGCGAGGACAUAACAAGGGCCCGCUCCCGCCCUGCACACGUCCCCAUGCAGAGGAGUCUGGAUGAGAUCCAUCAGAACCGCCACCACUCCUGCUCCCCCUCUCGUUACCAUGACUCCCACGGGGAGCACCGCUCCGGGGACUCGGACUACGAGUACUCCGAGGACAGUGAGGUCCUCGAGAUGCACAGGUCUAUCCGAGGCGGGAGUGCCGAGUGCCUGCACACAAACAGUGAUCUGCAGCCCAGUCUGGACCGGGUGAGGAGUGCCAGCACCACCUGCCUCAGACCUGACACCAACCUCCACUCUCCUGAUAGAGACAGAUGCUCCAACUCUCUGCCCCGCAGACAGCCUGCAGGCCCCAGGAUUUUAGUAGAGCAGGCCUCCCCAGAGGAAGAAAGGCAGUCAGGGAGCCUGGGUAGACCUGACAGUCAGAGAGGUAACAGCAAGAAAGGCCUGGAGGCUGACAGUCGUAUCCAGCCCACCUCUAUACUGAGGGGCAGUAGGGGGAGAGGGGGACCGCUGCGCCCCUUUAACCAGACACCCCUGGGGGGAUCUGCCCCUAACUCACCACGACAGGACAGAACACACACCCACAGCCCCUCCCCUCCUACGGGGACUCCCCAGUCAGGUCGCAGGGGCAGACAGCUGCCACAGGUUCCUGCCAGAAGCAGCAGUGUAGAGCAAGCUCUAGCAGUAGAGGAGCGAGCCAGACAGAUGAACAUGAAAGUACAUUCCUACCGGCCUUCAGGCUCCCAUGACCCCGAGACGAACCUCAAGACCAAACGAGAGAUGUAUGCGGAUCAGCGGCGGAGCUCUGACAACGUGUCGGCCCGCUCGUCAGACAGCGACAUGAGUGACGCGUCGGCCCUAUCCCGCGCCAGCAGUGCCUCACGCCUCAGCAGCACCUCCUACAUGUCCAUCCAAUCAGAACGCCCGCGCGGGAGGCUCAGGUCCAAGUCUUUAGAGGACGAGAAGAAGGAGAGGAGGAUCUCGUGGGGGAUGAAUGGAGAGCAGGAGAGGAUGAGGGCAGCAGGGAAGAGACGGUUCUCUCAAGAGCUGAAGAGGAGGAGACACACUGUGUCUGGGGACCCCAAAGACGCCAGUCGGCAGGUUCGUGCGGCGCCGGGCCGGACCAUGCUGAAGAGCACAAGCGUGAGCGGUGAGAUCUACGCGUCAGAGCGCACCGACGGCAGCCAAUCGGAUACGGCGCUGGGCACGGUGGGCAUGGGUGGCAAGAAGAGACGCUCCAGCCUCAGUGCCAGGGUGGUCUCCAUCGUCUCCAACAGACGUAGUCGCAGCACGUCGCAGAUCGUCGGCCCGGAGGGGAAGGGGAAGAAGGAGAAGGGUGCGUCCAUCCAGAGGAGCACAGAGACGGGCAUGGCUGUAGAGAUGACCAGGAACAUGAGUCGACAGUCCAGUAAAGAGUCCACCAACGGCACCAUGAACAGCUGCAACUCCGAGGGAAAUCUGCUUUUCGGUGGGGUGCGUCUGGGACAGCCAGGCAACCAGUUCAGCGACUUCCUGGAUGGUCUGGGUCCCGCCCAGCUGGUGGGCAGACAAACGCUGGCCACACCUGCCAUAGGUGAUAUUCAGAUCGGAAUGAUGGACAAGAAGGGUCAGCUGGAGGUGGAGGUGAUCAGAGCUCGGGGCCUUGUACAAAAGCCUGGAUCCAAAUCCCUCCCUGCUCCAUACGUCAAGGUCUAUCUGUUGAAUAAUGGAGCGUAUGUAGCCAAAAAGAAAACCAAGAUUGCACGGAAAACGCUGGACCCGCUGUACCAGCAAGCGCUGCAAUUCGAGGAGAGCCCACAGGGUAAAGUCUUACAGGUGAUCGUCUGGGGAGACUACGGACGAAUGGACCACAAAAGCUUCAUGGGAGUUGCACAAAUCCUAUUGGAGGAACUAGACUUAACAAGCACAGUGAUUGGCUGGUACAAGUUGUUCCCACCCUCCUCCUUAGUGGACCCCACACUAGCCUCCCUGACUCGACGUGCUUCCCAGUCGUCACUGGACAGCUCCUCGGGCCCACCGGGCACCCGAUCUUAGUGGACCAAUAGGACUACAGCUACCAAAUCUCAAUGGACCAAUGGGACUAUGGCUAGCCUACCGCUUUGUGAAACGAAUUAACGUCACCUUAGAGAUUAACGGACAAAAAUGAUUCUAGAACAACAACAAUCAAGAAACAGAGUCACAAUGAUUAACAAAAAAGCUUUGUUGAGAUCUGACAAUCACUCCUGGCAUCGUUUCAUCUCUUUGUUUGUUUUAGAGAGCAUUAGAUUUCAGUGUUUCAUUCCAGUAAUGAAUUCGUCAUCGUUUUUUUGCGGUUGUAAUCUAAGAACUAGGGCUGUGGGUAAUAAACAAUGUUCGGAAGCUAGGUAAGGCUGUACUGGAGUCGAGCGGUAAGGAGACACUCGAUUCAUUGAAGAAACUAAGUAGAAAUGUAAAUGUGAAAGGAAGCAGGGUGGUAGUUUUUAGUCAAACCAUCAAUAAACAAAUAAAUGUAUGUUAGCAUCAGAAUGUAUGGACCCAAGACAGAGGUGUCAUCCUCCUUGUCUCUCAGGGGACCAUUAUGUCCUCUCCGUAGUGGUCCCCAUCCGGCCCCCAAACAGACUGCCAGCACUUCGGCCCCCAGGGCAGAGUGCUUCUGAGUGGGGUCGGUCCGGGCAUGCAGGGGUCUCCUUCUGGUGCCUAGACUUUGUGGAUUCACAUUACUGGUCCUUCUUUGUCAAAAUAUCAUUUUUUUGUUUUCAAUAUGUUUACCAUGGCUGGUCCAAGCCGCUCUCUCGUUUUUUGUCUUUGGUACGUUUGACUUUUUUUUCUCAGUUUGUUACUUAUGGCACAACAAUGUUUUUAUGAUGAGUAUGAGGUUUACGAUGCGUUGUCUGAUGUAUGCAUGGAGAAGAAUAAAAUGACACAAAGAAAAAAUACGAAAUAGAGAAAAAAAAGUGUCUGCAAUGAGAUGCAGGGGACUGUUCAGUGACACAUCUUAAAUGACGAUUUUUACACUUGACGGUGAGAUUAGUGUGGGAUUACAAUGUUGUUUUCUUCGUUUCGUCACCUACACAAAGUCCAACCCAGUUGUCUUUGUAUAGAUGUAUAUUAGACCUCCAAGGAGGUUGACCAAUAAAUAGAAUUAUACAUUUCAUUUUGGACUAUCA